Molecule: messenger RNA, 540 nt
Organism: Chinchilla lanigera (long-tailed chinchilla)
Lineage: Eukaryota; Metazoa; Chordata; Mammalia; Rodentia; Chinchillidae
Product: 40S ribosomal protein S17-like
Exons: 1
Coding region: 104-475 (123 amino acids)
Biological process (GO): translation
Cellular component (GO): ribosome
Molecular function (GO): structural constituent of ribosome
Source: RefSeq, a predicted model, not a curated record
AGGCCAGCUUGGGCCACACAGUGAGUUCAAGACCAGCCUGAACUACAUAGAGAGAUCUUGUCUUGAAAAACCAAAAAGGCCUCUUUCCCCAGGACCCGCCAACAUGUGCCACAUUAGCACCAAGACAGUGAAGAAGGCGGCCCAGGUCAUCAUUGAGAAGUACUGCAGGCGCUUGGGCAACGACUUCCACACCAACAAGCUCGUGUGCAAGGAGAUCGCCACCAUCCCCAGGAAGAAGCUCCACAAGACACCAAGCUAUGUCACACAUCUGAUGAAGCAGAUUCAGAGAGGCCCUGUGAGGGGUAUUUCUAUCAAGCCGCAGGAGGAGGAGGGAGAAAGGAGAGAUAGUUAUGUCCCUGAGGUCUCAGCCUUGGAUCAGGAAAUCACUGAAGUAGAUCCUGACACUAAGAAAAUGCUGAAACUUUUGGACUUUGGCAGCCUAAACCUGCAGGUCACGCAGUCUACUUCGGGAUGAAUUUCAAAAUGCCAUGUGGAGCUAUUUGAAUCUUUUUGCUAUGCUUUAAUUUUUUUUUUUUUUUG